Solanum verrucosum is the source of this 618-nucleotide messenger RNA. RefSeq names its product WUSCHEL-related homeobox 3-like. Gene Ontology annotation, biological process: plant organ development. Gene Ontology annotation, molecular function: DNA binding; DNA-binding transcription factor activity. The record is from RefSeq and is a predicted model, not a curated record. The transcript has 2 exons. The coding region runs from base 10 to 615 and encodes 201 amino acids. Lineage: Eukaryota; Viridiplantae; Streptophyta; Magnoliopsida; Solanales; Solanaceae.
AUCUUGAAUAUGCCUAGACCAAGAUGGAGUCCAACACCACAACAACUUAUGAUUCUACAAGAUUUGUAUAGAAAAGGUUUGAGAAAUCCAACAUCUAGUCAAGUACAAAAGAUAACAACUCAUCUUUCUCUUUAUGGAAAGAUUCAAUGCAAGAAUGUAUUUUACUGGUUUCAAAAUCACAAAGCUAGGGACAGACAAAAACUCAGAAAAGAACUGAUGAUACUUCACAAAAUCCACAAAACUACUAGUGAUGAUGAUGUUCCUCAUCAAUUUCACACAACUCCCAACACCAACAAUACCAAUAUUAAUCUUGACUACAAUUUCCCUCCUAGUACUUUUCAUACACUUUACCCUCACUCACCAUCCAUAUUGGUUCAUCAGGGUGAAGGAAAAGACACAUCAUCUUCAUCAACUCAAAUGAUGAACAACAUGGGGAAUGUUGAUUUUCCAAAGCAUUGUGUCAUAGAAAAUGGCAUGAUAAGAACAAAUGUUCAAGGUUGGAUCUUGAUGAUGACAGAUCAUAUGUGCCCUAAUUCUAUUCCAUCUUGCAGCAAUAACAAGCCUCUUGAAACCCUAGAACUUUUCCCUAUCAAAGCCACUGGCAGUAAGGAGUAGGGC